AUGAAAACGUGGUUUACUACCGCCAAAUGGUGGUCUUCCUUGUGGUGGCUCUCCGGAAUCGCCUUUGCUCAUGCCGAUAGUGGCGCAAGAGAUAACCUCAACACUCGUACCGAUUUGCUCGGAGGAUCAAGUGGAGUCCACAAUCAAGGCCAUCGCAACUUGGACGAACCAUUCUGUUUUCAGUCACGAGAAGAGCUAAACAGGGCUUUGGAGAACGUUGCUGAAACCCAACUAAUUUAUGGACCAAUCUUCUCUUGGUGCUUUGAAGAAAUGUCAUUCUACCAGCUGUUGAGUCCAGAGAGAGACUUAUCAGUUACCUCAUUCAAUGAAGAUAUAGGGGGUUGGGAUGUUUCAAAGGUGACUAAUAUGGGUCAAAUGUUCUAUAAGGCUAAUUUUAACCAAGACAUCUCUGCAUGGAAUGUUGGCAGUGUGACAGCCAUGGAAGAAAUGUUCCGUGGUUCUGCUUUUAAUCAAGACAUUUCUGCAUGGGAUGUCGGUAAAGUUGAAAGCAUGCACUCCAUGUUCCGAUGGGCCAGUUCUUUCAAUCAAGAUUUGUCCAACUGGGAUGUGAGCAAAGUGACAAGUACCUACAAAAUGUUCAUGUUCGCUGAAGUGUUUGGACAGGACUUGUGCGCAUGGUCUACAACGUUGCAAACAUCAGCAAACGCCAAUGGGAUGUUUGCGGGAACACAGUGUGAAGGUGGACACGAUGAAACUGGAACACCAAGCAAGAGCUCUAAAGGUGACGCUUGGGUAACAAUGUGUCAUUAUUGCUUAGAACCAUCCGCUGCACCAUCAGUCGCGCCGACAACUAGUACGUCUCCCAGCUACAGCCCAACCAGCAGCCCAACCAACCAACCUAGUCUGGCUCCAAGUCCAGGCCCAAGUGUUUCACCAGCAAACCAUCAACACUGUUUUGUUACUCGCAAUGCACUGGACAAUGCGCUGGACAAUAUUGCCGAUGCUGAGCAAGAGUACGGUCCAUUCUACAACUGGUGCUUUGAAGAAAUGUCAUUCGAUUGGCUUUUCGCAGAGAAGAGUGCAUUUAAUGAAGACAUCGGGGGUUGGGAUGUCAGCAGAGUAACCAGCAUGAACUCCAUGUUCCACAAUGCAGGAUCCUUCAAUAGUGACAUCAGCAGUUGGGAUGUAAGCAGCGUCACCAGUAUGGAAGGAACUUUUUCUUCAUCUGUUUUUAACAGGGAUAUCAGCAGUUGGGAUGUCAGCAAGGUCACAUCAAUGGGUUACAUGUUCAUGUCUUCCUUGUAUGACAGUCCCCUUGGCAGCUGGAACACAAGUCUGGUUCAAAACAUGGAUGGUAUGUUCAGGGAAGCAACAUUCAACCAACCCAUCUCUGCAUGGGAUGUUAGCAGUGUUACAAGCACCGAAGAAAUGUUUUUCAGAUCAGAAUUGUUCAACCAAGACAUCUCAGCGUGGGAUGUUAGCAUUCUGGGAAAUGCUUUUGGCAUGUUUAUGUUUGCUAGCUCAUUUGGGCAGGAUUUGUGUGACUGGCCACUAAAUACUUCAAGUGCAGCUGUAUCAUUGAUGUUCCAGGGUACAAAUUGUUCAAACGCAGGAACACCUCAAAACAGCAAUGGAUAUUGGGUAUCCUUAUGCUUGGAAUGCACCACUCCAACUGAUCCAACUUUGAGUACCAGUCCCAGCAUGUCUCCAACAAGCAGUCCAACCGAGAGUCCAAGUGCAUCACCCAGCACCAAGAGUCCAAGUGCAUCACCCAGCUAUGCAUGCUUCCCUGAUCGUACAACUGUUCUAGACAAACUAGACAACAUGGCUGAUGCUGAAUUAGAGUAUGGCCCUAUCUACAACUGGUGCUUUGAAGAAAUGUCAUUUGAAAGGCUCUUCAGUUCAGGUCGCAAUGCCAACUUCAGUUCUUUUGACCAUGACAUUGGUGGAUGGGAUGUGAGUCAAGUAACAGAUUUUCAGUACAUGUUUCAUGGUGCAGCCGAAUUCAACCAAGACCUUUCAAAUUGGGACACCAGCAAGGUAACAGACAUGAAGUUCAUGUUUUACGAGGCUUCCCUAUUUUCCCAGGAGAUUGGCAGUUGGGAUACAAGUAAUGUGAAUGAUCUUGCAGCCAUGUUCUGGAAUGCCGAGUCAUUCAAUAAGGAUUUGUCCUCCUGGGAUGUGAGCUAUGUCACCCGAAUGGGAAGCAUGUUCCAGGGAGCCAGCAAGUUUGACCAAGAUAUCAGCAGCUGGGAUACCAGCAUAGUAGUCAAUUUCGGCAACAUGUUCAAUGGUGCAACCUCAUUCAACCAGGACCUUUCUGGUUGGGAUGUCAGAAGCGCCACCAACACUGUGAUGAUGUUCAAUGACGCAGAGCAGUUUAACCAGGACAUGUGCGACUGGCAGUCCAAGCUUUCUCUGGAUGCUUUUGUCACAGACAUGUUCUCUGGCACGGACUGCUGGCAUGAGGGCACUCCUUCAACUGAUGGCACUGCUUGGACUGAUCUUUGCACUGCAUGCUACUAA
This is a messenger RNA of Seminavis robusta, 2487 nucleotides long. The record is from the annotation of a GenBank genome assembly. NCBI's taxonomy places the organism in Eukaryota, Bacillariophyta, Bacillariophyceae, Naviculales, Naviculaceae.